AUGGAUUUCAAUGCAUCCACAACCUUGUCAGUAUUAACGACUAAAGCAUCUACUGAUAAACUAACUGAAAUAACCUCUACAUUCUUGAGUCAAUCAACGCAAUCGGUCACUAAUUUAUUUACAAACGCUUCGACGUUGACUACCAUUGAAACGACAACUACUAUGACAACCUAUGUUAAUAGAGUAACUACAGCGUUUCAAGUCAAAGCAAUUAUAUACGCUAUCACUACUGGCAGGUAUGUUCCAUGGUCAAAUGAUUAUGCCGAUAAAACAACGAGUGCUUAUAAAACCUUGGCUACAAACUACUGUUCCUUGCUAGUGCAGAGUUUACUAGCACAAAAUACACAAAUAACUCGUGGAGCAACUUGUACAUUAAUUGGAUUCAUUCGAACUACACUAAAUUCACCUUCUAAACGACAAAUUCAAAACUCUAACAAUAUUACAACUGAUGCUGUUCAAGGAAAUGCACAAACUGAAUUACAAACAUUAGCUGGUUCACAGUUAAAUCAAGCGCAAUUUUCACAAAUAUUAUUAAGUGGUUAUCAAAAGCUUAAUUUAUCAAGUGGAAAUUAUCUAACCGGCAUUGAUACAACACGGAUUUCACCAACUAUUACAUGUUCACAAACUCGAUCACUUUGUGGUGAACAUGCAUCAUGUCGAAAUACUGACAACGGUGUCACAUGUACAUGUGAUCCAAUGUGGAAAGAUGUAAAUCCAGAUGAUCCAGGAAAAAAUUGUACACUACAUCCUGGAACAAUUGCAUUAAUUGUAUUUGCUGCUAUUCUAUUAACUAUUGCUAUUGCUGCAUUAAUCUAUUUUCUAGUUCGAACAAAAUCAAUGAAACAAUUACGAUUAAAAUAA
Molecule: messenger RNA, 861 nt
Organism: Schistosoma curassoni
Lineage: Eukaryota; Metazoa; Platyhelminthes; Trematoda; Strigeidida; Schistosomatidae
Source: the annotation of a GenBank genome assembly